Cyanidioschyzon merolae strain 10D is the source of this 774-nucleotide messenger RNA. RefSeq lists its product as hypothetical. The record is from RefSeq and is a predicted model, not a curated record. The transcript has a single exon. Lineage: Eukaryota; Rhodophyta; Bangiophyceae; Cyanidiales; Cyanidiaceae. Bases 1 to 774 code for a protein of 257 amino acids.
AUGUUCGCGUUUCUACCAGUAGCAAAGGCGGUUUUCCCGAUCUUUUGUCGAAGUUUUCCAUCACACGCUAGGUUUAACGAAGCACUGGGUCAGCGUAGGCACGCUUGCGGGUUCGUUCGUAUUACGAGGCCGCGCUACGUGGCGCUUCGCGUUCGACGCCGGCACACCGUGCGUGGCGUUGCGAGAAGCCUCGUGGCGGUCGUGCGGCCCGGAGAUGUUGCUCUAGUUCCAUCACCGUAUCCAGGCUCGGAGGACGCUGUUGUUUUGGUCGUUGGUCUCGACACAACUGGUCGAACGGCGGACGUCGUAACGUUGCACGCUGUUGGGCGCUCGGAAGACUCGGCGGUUUUGUACGAGCGCGAGGCAGGCGCUGCAACGCGCUUCGAGCGUGUCGAUAAGCUGGCGCCCUUGAAGCGUGUUCAGCGGGAUGAAACGAAGGAUGUGUGGAAGGUGACCACAGCGGAACUUGAAUCAGUGAAGGCUGCGUUCUUGUCACCCGCGGGACAAGCUGCCGUACAAGCCGAGAUGGAACAGAUCGAAUCUAGCAUUGAUCGGCGCAUAUUUGAGCGUAGCCCGUCACCAGCACCGACGCGGACGCAGCUUCUGACUGGUUCGGGAAUAUGUGCCGGGGCCUCUGUGGCUUGCGUGGUAGCACUGUCUCAACACGGCAGUGAUGGCCUAGCGUCAGCGUCUGGCGUACUUACGGCUGCCGCUUUCAUUCUUUCCAUUGUAUCUGGAGGACUUGCUCUCGCUGCUUUGCGCCAACAACAAUAG